AUGGACCGAGACGGAGACGGCGCAACGGCCGCUGUAAGAAGCCCUAGCCACCGAGAUAGAAGCGACGGUGUAGAUUCAAUAAGCGCUCUGCCUGAUGAGAUCCUCCAAAAUAUACUUACCUCUCUUCCGACAAGAUUCGCCAUACGUACUUCCAUCUUGUCAAAACGAUGGAGGCAUGUAUGGUGCGAUACACCAUGUCUCAACUUCGAACGUUGUGGGGAUAAGUACCUGUCGGCUGAUUCGAUAAACGAAACCUUAGCACGCUACAAGGCUCGCAAGAUGGUGAGUUUCCACCUCUGUUUCGAGUGUAAAAAUUCUCCUUACAUAGAAAGUUGGAUCGAAUUCGCCAAGUCCCGGAAGGUGGAGAAUAUGACGCUGGAUUUAGGUUCACAUGCUUUUGAUUGUUAUGCUAUGCGUGAUUCCUUGUACAUCAAUUCCUAUGUCAAGAAACUCACCCUGCGUAGUUUUGCGUUUCAUGAUUACAAAGUUCCCAGUUUAUCCGUAUCUUGGACAUCACUCAAGGAGCUCUCCUUGCGUGAUUGCAGCCUCGCUGGCGGAACUACUAUGCCUAAGAUUCUAUCUGGUUGUCCGGUUCUCCAAAGCUUAACCUUGGAUAUGUGCUGUUGCUAUAAGCUCAAGGUUCUUGAUCUCAGCAAAUCGCUGCGUUUGACAACAUUAGAAAUCGAUAGCAGUGGUUGGGAUUCGGGGUUACAAAUUGUAGCACCACAUAUCCGUAACCUCGGUUUGACAUUAACUCCCUACUCGCCAUGUGAUUUAGUUGAUGUCUCAUCUCUAUCGGAAGCUAGACUAGACAUUCUCUCUAUCUCACGCGAAGCACUUGUUGCUGAUUUUCUUCAACAAUUUGUUCAAAACAUGAUGGAGAAGCUGCACAAUGUAGAGAAGCUUACUUUUGGGGAGAACUUUAUCAAGAUUUUCUCUUUUGCCGAGCUUCUACGUGUUCCUCUUCCGUUGUUCAAUUUCAAAGCUUUGACGAUUGAGAUAAUGAUUUCUCAAUGUGCAAUUCAUGGUGUAGUAAAGUUGCUACAAAGCUCACGUGAGUUAAAGAAGCUAACCGUACACACAAAGGAUGGACGCGCCAAACCGGACGAGAGUUUUGACUUAUACGUGAACUGGCAUUGCUUGGAAACUAAUAAAACCUGGUGCUCGGAAGCGUUGCUCUUUAAGAACAUUAUCCGCGAUAAUGUUAUUGUUGAGUCGAUAAUAUUGUUCAUAAAACUUGUGCUUAAAAGCACAAAGACUUUAGAGAAUAUGGUCGUAAGAUUUGGAAGUUUUCUUGAAGAAAGAAGAUUUGAAGAGUUGCUUGAGAUGGUUCCAAUGCUUUCCCACGACAAUAAUAACGUCUCUAUUGUGCUUGGCUCAACCACCAAGUCGGAUCAAAGAGGUGUUUGUGUUGUUGUGAAUUUUGUGAUUAUGAACACUGUUAUCAAGUCAGAUGCUGAGACCAGAUGUAAGGCUUUGAGCUAA
This is a messenger RNA of Camelina sativa (false flax), 1485 nucleotides long. Its product is annotated as putative F-box protein At1g49610. Lineage: Eukaryota; Viridiplantae; Streptophyta; Magnoliopsida; Brassicales; Brassicaceae. The record is from RefSeq and is a predicted model, not a curated record. Gene Ontology annotation, molecular function: protein binding.